CCAAACGCAACACCCGUGACCUUGCUUGCCGGCCGUGAUGACCUCCAAAGCGCUUGAGACAGCCAUUGGUGCUUGGCGUUUGGACAAUCAGCCGGAUGGUGUCACAGACAUGCAAAACUGAACCAAGGCUGACGUACGAGUUGCUCCUUCAUUCCCAAAAGACCCGAAGCAGCCCAAGUAAGAAAGCAAGCAGCGGGGCAGAGCCGACCAUGGCAGCGACAGACGCGACACAGACGCCGGACGUGGACUACGUGCUCGUGGACUUCGAGCCACUGCACAAGCAGCGCUGGCGCAGCGACACCGUGCGGCUCGUGUGCGUGCAGUUCCCGCCGCACACGCAGAGUCUGUGGCACAAGCACCUCAACUACGGCAUCUACGUGGUCAUGGCGCCGCUCAGCGUGACGGAGCAGCCGCACGGCCAGGAGCCGCGCCCGCUCGUGCAGGACAAGGGCUCCGUCUUCUGCCGCGACCACACCAAGGACAAGCUGCUGCACGUCAUCACGAGCCACGAGACGCCGCUCUUCAUCGUGGAGGUGGAGCUGCUCAAGAAGAAGGAGGACGUGGUGGCGCACGACCACGUGACGCCGCACGCCGCCGUGGGCGUCGAGCUGCUGAACAACGAGCCCGAGUGCCGAGUGUACCGCCUCACACUGGGAGACGAAGAUCAGUCGACCACCGAGAUCUCGCUCAACCUGCCCACGGGCGCUGUGCUCGUCGUGCUGGACGACUGCGAGGUGGAAGUCACCAAUGAAUCAGAGGACCCCAAGGUCGAGGCGGAGAGGAAGCUGGCGCUGAAGGUGGCGGACGACGUCCAGCUCACCGCUGGGAAAUUCAACAUCAAGCUCGCGUCCCCCAGCGCCAAGAAGGCGCAGUUCAUUCUGGCCGAGGUCUACUAAAUUGCUCGUUCAUGGCAUGGAGGUGGCGGGCGACUUGGGAUCUAAUGAAGCACCAAGUUGGCGGCCAAAGCAACACAAGGAACGAGUCACCAGCGGCAAAGCUGGCAGUGUAGCAAAGUAUGUGUACGGAACUGCAGGGCUUUAAACUGCUUUAUCAGUGUAGCUAAUCUACUCUUUAUUGAUGCAACUC
Phytophthora sojae is the source of this 1086-nucleotide messenger RNA. RefSeq lists its product as hypothetical. The transcript has a single exon. The record is from RefSeq and is a predicted model, not a curated record. Lineage: Eukaryota; Oomycota; Peronosporomycetes; Peronosporales; Peronosporaceae. Bases 210 to 896 code for a protein of 228 amino acids.